This is a messenger RNA of Tarenaya hassleriana, 813 nucleotides long. Its product is annotated as mitogen-activated protein kinase kinase kinase YODA-like. The record is from RefSeq and is a predicted model, not a curated record. The transcript has a single exon. Bases 1 to 813 code for a protein of 270 amino acids. NCBI's taxonomy places the organism in Eukaryota, Viridiplantae, Streptophyta, Magnoliopsida, Brassicales, Cleomaceae. Gene Ontology annotation, molecular function: protein kinase activity; ATP binding. Gene Ontology annotation, biological process: protein phosphorylation.
AUGGCGAUGUUUCGAGCUACGUCUACGUCUUACUGGUCGGACAACGAGGGGAGGCCGGUCCGUUUUCUGGGGCAAGGAGGAUAUGGCCAUGUGACGCUGGUGGAGUUCAGCCCCGUCUUUCCAAGCGAGACCGAGCAAUACCUGGCGAAGAAGACGUCACUGAUGAGCAAAGCCGAGAGCAUCCGCAGAGAAAUAAGGAUCUUAUGCCACUUCAACGUUCCAAACAUCGUCAGGCCCGCAACCCCUUUCGUCUACACGGAGACCGUCGACGGCCUCGAAGCAUGCAGCAUCUAUCUCGAGUACGCGUCCAAAGGGACACUCUCCGACGUCAUCAAGGAGAACGGCGGCAGAUUGCGUGAGAAACACGUGAAGUGUUUCACGCGCAUGAUUCUUCGUGGACUGAUGGCUCUUCAUGCAGAGGGCUACGUGCAUUGCGACCUGAAGCCCGCCAACAUUCUGGCGUUUCCAUCCAAAGCAGUGGGAGAGAUAUGCGAGCUGAAGAUUUCUGAUUUCGGUUCGGCCAAGGAGCCUGCCGAAGACGGUUUCUUGACGGACAACAAGAUCUGCCCUGGAACGCUUCUGUAUAUGUCGUCUGAGUCGAUAGGACCUGGGUCUCGGAUCUUGUCCGCUUUGGACAUAUGGUCUUUAGGCUGCGUGGUUCUCGAGAUGUUUGGGGCCAGCUGCUUCCUCCGGACCGUGCCUGAAGACAUUUCGGAUGACGCCAAGGACUUCAUCAGCAGAUGUAUGAAGGUGAAUCCGGCCGAGCGGUGGAGCGCCGAGUGGCUCAUGAGACAUGCCUUUCUCACGCGAUAG